Blepharisma stoltei is the source of this 1587-nucleotide messenger RNA. The record is from the annotation of a GenBank genome assembly. Lineage: Eukaryota; Ciliophora; Heterotrichea; Heterotrichida; Blepharismidae.
AUGUCUGGUAAAAGACAAAGAGAAGAAAGCCCAGAAGAUGUUGGAUUCACAAUCAACAAAAAGUUCGCAGAAUCAUUUGAAAGACGCAAAAGGCGAGAAGAAAUAAUAAAAGCUAAAGAGAAAGCCAAAGCUUUAAAAAUUAAUCCAGAAUCGGAAUCUGAAGAAAGCGAUUCAGAAAGCGAAGACUCAGAUGCAGAGCUUCUAACUAAAAAGGCAAAUGCAAAAUUCAUGAAAGCUAUAUAUAUGAUUAGAAAAAAAGACCCAAAGCUGAAAGACCCAAACUAUAAAAUUUUCAGUGAUUCAGAUUUUGAUACUUCCUCAGAGAAAUCUAAAGAUGAAGAAAAGCCAAUCCGCUAUAAAGAAUUAAUUUCCCAGGAAAUCAAAAAAGGAAAAAUAAUUGAUGAAGACGAAAUCCGGCCUGAAACCAAGAUUGAGGAACAAAAAAGGCUAAAAGAUGAAUUUAAGGCCGCAGCAAACAGUUGGAAAGUAAAUGAUAGCGAUGAAAUUCUAAGCUUAAGGAAAAAAACAGCCCAAGAAAUCAAAGAUGAAGAAGCAAAGUUCCAGGAGUUUGUGGAAGAACAUACAAAAUUUGAGAAAAAAGAAAAGAAAGAUCUAAAUGAACUCAAAGAAUUUUGGCUCUCUAAAAAAGACAAAGAUGAAGAAUUCUUAAAAAAUUUCGUAAUUAACCGCAUGUGGAAAGAUGAAGCAGAAACCUUAAAAACUUAUGACGAAAUUGUAGAUGUCGAAGAUGAAAAAAACUAUGAAGAAGCCGAAAAAUUCGAACAUGUUUAUAACUACAGAUUUGAAGAAGAAGGUGCUGAAAAAAUUAUAAGUAAUUUCUAAAUAGCCCACUCAAGACAGGUUGAAGGAAGCGUCAGACUUAAAGAUAACAAAAGAAAAGAACAAAGAGAAAAUUUGAAGGAAAGAAAAAUGAAAGAAAAAAUAAGAAAGGAAGAAGAAAUCAAAAGGUUAAAAAAUCUGAAAAGGCAAGAAUUGCAAGACAAACUGAAAUUGAUUAAAAAAAUGGGAGGGAUUGACCCAAAUUUGAAUAAAAAAGAACUUGAGGAAGAUUUUGAUCCUGAUAAAUACGACAAAUUAAUGGACUCUAUGUAUGGAGAAGAUUAUUAUGAGGAAGAAGAAGAAAACUAUUCUGAUUUAGAAAUAGAGGAUAUUGAGAAAAAUAUAGAAAAUGCUGAAGAAAACGCUGAAGAAGCUAUGAACAUUGAAAAAGAUCCACAAGAGAAGUCAGUGCAAGAUAUACUAAAAGAGUUAAAGGCUUUAGAUUAUGAAGAUAUGAUUGGCGAUAUGCCUUGCAAGUUUAAAUAUCGCCAAGUGGAUGCUGAAGACUAUGGCCUUAAUGAUGAUGACAUUCUCAAUUGGGAUGAUGCAAAGUUAAACCAAUUAGUCAGUCUCAAAAAACUAGCUCCAUAUAGAGAAGACCAAGGAAAAGUCAAUAAAUCCAAAAUCAAAAAGAAAAAGAAAUUCUUGGAAAAAGCACACAAGUCCUCCAAAAAAGAAAAGCACCACAAAAAGCACCAUAAGCAUGAAAAACAGGAUCGGUUUGAUUCCUACAAGUUACAAGACUAA